This is a messenger RNA of Trifolium pratense (red clover), 720 nucleotides long. RefSeq names its product secreted RxLR effector protein 161-like. The record is from RefSeq and is a predicted model, not a curated record. Bases 1 to 720 code for a protein of 239 amino acids. Lineage: Eukaryota; Viridiplantae; Streptophyta; Magnoliopsida; Fabales; Fabaceae. The transcript has a single exon.
AUGGAAAAAAGUAUUGAUUCUACCGAGUUUAAACAGAUAGUGGGUUGUUUGAUGUAUCUUACAGCCACUAGACCUGACUUGUGCUAUUCAGUGUGCUUAAUUGCAAGAUACAUGGAGAGGCCAACAGAGAUCCAUUUAGCUGCAGCAAAAAGGAUUCUCAGAUAUCUUAAGGGAACCAUGAAGUAUGGAAUUCUCUAUGAAAAAGGAGAGGUGAGUAUCAAGCUUGAAGGUUGGACUGACUCUGAUUAUGUAGGAGAUAGUGAUGACAGGAAAAGCACAUCUGGCUACAUUUUCAAGGUUGGCUCUGGUGCAAUCUCAUGUUCAUCAAAGAAACAACCAAUUGUUACUUUGUCCACAACUGAGGCAGAGUAUGUAGCUGCAGCCUCCUGUGCUUGUCAAGCUGUAUGGCUGAGGAAAAUAUUGAAGCAACUUGGGCAAGAGCAAAGAAAUGCAAAUACAAUCUUCUGUGAUAACAGUUCCUCAAUUAAACUGUCAAAAAAUCCAAUCUUGCAUGGCAGGUGCAAGCAUAUUGAUGUGAGGUACCAUUUCUCAAGAGAUUUGACAAAGCAAGGUAUAGUAGAACUGGUUCAUUGCAGCACAGGUGAACAAACUGCUGACAUUAUGACCAAACCUCUCAAGCUGAAAUCAUUUGUGAAGUUUGUUAGUCAAGUGACUCCAAACGACACAAGAGGGGGGGUGAAUUGUGUACUCAAAAAAUGA